ACCAGAAAAACUUCGCAAGCAUUAUAAAAGCAAAAAAAAUCAAUACAAUAUACCAAUUACCCAAACCCAAGUAUCCAAACAGGUACUACCUCUUACUUCUAAAUCUGGUUCAAACUCGGCAACCCAAAUCUUUUCCUCACAGAACGAAGUUCAAAAGGGGGUCAAAGACCAAGUGGUUGUUCAAGAUCUGGAAGCUGGCCCAGGCCCAGCAACCCAAACCUAUAGAGAGGAGCAAACUAUUAUUCAAGAGGUAAAAUAUGCCCCAGAAAACCAUUUUCGAUCAAUUUAUGAAGUAGAAGACAGAAUUAUAGAAAAAGAGCUACCUACAAAAAACAUAGAAUUUUUAUAA
This is a messenger RNA of Dentiscutata erythropus, 349 nucleotides long. The record is from the annotation of a GenBank genome assembly. NCBI's taxonomy places the organism in Eukaryota, Fungi, Glomeromycota, Glomeromycetes, Diversisporales, Gigasporaceae.